This is a messenger RNA of Racocetra persica, 180 nucleotides long. Lineage: Eukaryota; Fungi; Glomeromycota; Glomeromycetes; Diversisporales; Gigasporaceae. The record is from the annotation of a GenBank genome assembly.
CAAUGCAAUUAAUUCUCUUGAUCUGAAUUUAAGUGUACAACAAAAUAUUCCACAAGCAUCUUUAUCAAGGACUCUUUUUCAUACUCUCAAUUCUAAUAAGCUUAAAGAAAAUGUCUGUGCACUGUUAAACAGUAGUAAUAUAAGAAUCCAAGUUAUAGAAGAUAAUAUAUUGAAACAAAA